Molecule: messenger RNA, 1435 nt
Organism: Punica granatum (pomegranate)
Lineage: Eukaryota; Viridiplantae; Streptophyta; Magnoliopsida; Myrtales; Lythraceae
Source: RefSeq, a predicted model, not a curated record
AUUUUCGAUCCCGAGCUCGUGAACGUUUCGUUCACUUCACCCUCUUCCUCAAUCCUUCCUUCCUUCCAUGCCGUUCGUGUUCUCUUUGAUCGGAACCGAGGAGGACUGAUCGGAGCGAUUCAAUCAUCUUGAACAAGUCAAGGUAGCUCAAUUUCAGUCCUUGACAGAUGCUAUGCAAUGGAGCAUCAGCAGAGUGGUUCGUCUGAAGGUACAAGUGAAAUGGGACGGACUCAAACACCUUUGAUUUGUGGACUACCGGAUGAUAUCGCCCUUUCCUGCUUGGCAAGAAUACCCAGGAAGUACCAUGCAGCACUCAGAUGCGUUUCAAAGAAAUGGAGAGACUUAGUGGGCAGCGAAGAAUGGUAUUCCUAUCGCAGGAAGCAUAACUUGGAUGAGACGUGGAUCUAUGCCUUGUGCCAAGACAAGUGUGACCAAAUUCAUUGUUACGUGUUGGACCCAAGUUCAUCGAGAAAGUCUUGGAAGCUCAUUCAGGGUAUUCCGCCUCGCAUCUUGAAGAGGAAAGGCAUGGGCAUUGAAGUCCUGGGUAAGAAGAUUUACUUGCUGGGAGGUUGCGGCUGGUGCGAGGAUGCCUCUGAUGAAGUCUAUUGCUAUGAUGCUUCAACUAAUUGUUGGAGUCAAGCAGCAUCUCUGUCCAUUGCCAGGUGCUACUUUGCUUGUGAAGUAUUGGACAACAAAAUUUAUGCCAUUGGCGGGUUAGGUUCAAAUCUGAGUGACCCUAACUCGUGGGACACCUAUGAUAGUCACACAAACAGCUGGAAAUCUCACUCAGAUCCCAACCUGGUCCCCGAGAUUGAAGAUUCCGUUGUAUUUGAUGGGAAAAUAUACAUCCGAUGCGGUGCUUCUUCCAUAUCGUCUCAUGUAUAUGCAAUAGUGUACGGACCAUUGAAUGGGUCAUGGCAGCAUGCUGAUGCAGUCAUGGCAUCGGGUUGGCAGGGCCCAGCGGUUGUCAUAGAUGGAAGGCUUUAUGUGUUAGAUCAGAGCUCAGGGACCAGGCUGAUGAUGUGGAGGAAGGAGAGCAAGGAGUGGGUGGUUGUAAAAAGGUUGUGUCAGUUCCUCACGCAGCCUCCCUGUCGGCUUGUAGCUGUGGGGAAGAGGAUCUUCGUGAUAGGGAAGGGACUGAGCACGGUGAUGUUCGACGUCGACGAGAACAUGAAUAUCGGGGGGAUGAUGGUCGGCUCUUCUAUAUCAAAGCUGACUUCGCCUGACUGUGAUGUAAUAAGCUGUAAACUUAUUACCCUCUAGAUAUGAUUCCUGUGUCACUCUUAUCUAAUUCUUGCGCACUGAAAUGGAGUUGUGAGCCUAUGUUGUAAUGUAUAUGAUGAUCGUUUGAACUUGGGACAUGGAUUUAUCCUUCUUGUUCAUAAAAAUGUACUGUGGAGAAAACAAAUGAAGUUGAAUUCUCUUACGGCUGUAA